AUUUUGGUAUGGAGGUAUGUAUCACAACUCAGUCGAUUGAUAACGGUGUAGGAGCGGCGUCCAUGUUCGCAUGUCUCUUUACCCAUCCUUUGGAUUUGGCCAAAGUCAGACUCCAGACGGCGAAGGUUCCUGGCGAUAGUUUGGUGUCCCUAGCGUAUAAGAUUGUAAAAACAGAGGGAGUACUUGCAGCAUAUGCGGGGUUAUCUGCGUCGCUGCUAAGACAGGCAACAUAUUCAACCGCACGGUUUGGUGUUUAUGAGAAGCUAAAAGGGAUAAUGACAGACCCCACGAAAGGCCAGGCAUCCACUUUCCAAUUACUUGCAGCAUCUAUGAUAGCUGGUGCAGUUGGUGGUGUUGUUGGAAACCCUGCGGACGUUGUGAAUAUUCGAAUGCAAAACGAUAAUAGUCUCCCGGAGUCCCAAAGAAGACAUUACAAGCAUGCAUUGGAUGGCUUACUUAAAAUAACGAGAGAAGAAAACAUCACUGCACUAUUUAGGGGCCUUGGACCGAAUUUGGCACGAGGCAUUCUGAUGACGGCUUCUCAAGUUGUCUCUUACGACGUGGCCAAGAAACUGCUUGUUGAAAAUUUGAGCAUGGACCCCAAAACUAAAGCAACCCAUUUUUCUGCAUCAUUAAUUGCUGGUUUAGUAGCAACCACUGUCUGCUCACCAGCGGAUGUUCUGAAGACUAGAAUUAUGAACAGCUCUGGCACUGGUCAAAGCUCUUUCGGUAUUCUCAAGGACGCUAUAUCUAGAGAAGGCUUGGGAUUCAUGUUUAGAGGGUGGACCCCUGCAUUCAUUAGAUUAGGGCCACAUACAAUUUUGACUUUCAUUGCUCUGGAAGAGUUGAGAAGGUUAAAGAUUGGUCUUUAAGUAUGUAAAUUCUUGUGCAAACUUGUAAUCUGAAAACAAGACUAUUGUAACACAUUGUUUGAUUUGAUGCCAUAAAAAGCUCAUUUUAGUGUGUCUCGCCGAAGACGACAAAUCUCCCUAUGCUUCCAUAGCUCGAAAUCCACGUCAGUGUUCGAAGAUGGCGGGUGUCUGUUGACAAUAAUAGAGUUUGAAUCACUUUCUUCAUCCAAUUUCUUCAUUUGGGUUGUUUUGGCAUCAUCGUGUUGCCUGCAAGUGAAUUUUGGAUUUAUUCGUUUUGCUUUCCUUACAAAGAAGGGCA
Molecule: messenger RNA, 1170 nt
Organism: Ogataea polymorpha
Lineage: Eukaryota; Fungi; Ascomycota; Pichiomycetes; Pichiales; Pichiaceae
Exons: 1
Coding region: 9-872 (287 amino acids)
Biological process (GO): malate transmembrane transport; oxaloacetate transport; succinate transmembrane transport
Molecular function (GO): malate transmembrane transporter activity; oxaloacetate transmembrane transporter activity; antiporter activity
Source: RefSeq, a predicted model, not a curated record